Messenger RNA from Symbiodinium sp. CCMP2456, 789 nucleotides. NCBI's taxonomy places the organism in Eukaryota, Dinophyceae, Suessiales, Symbiodiniaceae. The record is from the annotation of a GenBank genome assembly.
AUGGGGAGGGGUCGCCAGAAAUCAGCAAGAAAGGCUCAAGACUGGGACUGCGCCAAAAUUGUCGCAAACGUUCUGUCUUCAACCUCUGAGAACUGUAUAUGUGUUAUUCUGGUCUUGUCCGGGGCACUCAACCCAAUUCAUCGUGGGCACACCGAGAUGCUGCGCCACAGCAAGCGCCUGCUAGAAGCUGGUUCUAGCGGCCGCGAGGUCGUCGUGGUGGGUUUCGCCCUUGCGCCGUCCAGCGAGGAUUAUGUCAACGAGAAGCUUGGGGAUCAUGCCAUGAGCCUCAGAGAGAGAAUCCGACUCUGUGAAGCUGCAGCUGGUUCUGACACAGAGACAUGCGUAGUGCCUUUUGGCAUUGCCAGUGGGUACCGGACCAUAGCCGAAAUGCGGCCGUGCCUGGAACAGCAACUGCACAUGGCUGCGGUUCAAGUCGACUUGGAGAUUCUGCCGGUCUAUGGCUCAGACUUCUUGGUGAAACGUCCUCAGAAUGUGCGCCAGGCGACUUUGAUCGUAUGCCGACAGGACGAAGACGACUCGGCCCAGAUCGCCAGGCAAAUCGUAGCAGCUGAGCCUAGACCCCAUCCUGGCUUUCAGCUACUCGAAGUGGAGGCAGGUCUGAUCCCCAACUACAGCUCCACUGGCGUACGGAAGGCCUGCGAAGUUCUCCGCCAGGAUGCACGGCCAGAGGCAGUUGUAGAGGCUUGGGACUACCUGAAGCGAUCUUUGCAUCCCAAAGUUCUGGAGCUCUUCUUCCCAGCCGCGAAGGAGGUUGCUGAAUCUUCAUAA